Pochonia chlamydosporia 170 is the source of this 1218-nucleotide messenger RNA. Its product is annotated as C6 zinc finger domain-containing protein. Gene Ontology annotation, biological process: positive regulation of transcription by RNA polymerase II. Gene Ontology annotation, cellular component: nucleus. NCBI's taxonomy places the organism in Eukaryota, Fungi, Ascomycota, Sordariomycetes, Hypocreales, Clavicipitaceae. The coding region runs from base 1 to 1218 and encodes 405 amino acids. The record is from RefSeq and is a predicted model, not a curated record. The transcript has a single exon. Gene Ontology annotation, molecular function: DNA-binding transcription factor activity; transcription cis-regulatory region binding.
AUGGCUGCGGCAUGUCUCUCCGAGGUGUCGCCUAGCCUCACCUCUAUCGGCCGCCAACUCCAGGACCAAGCAGCGUUAUGCCUGUCGGUAGAAGCUCGAGGUCCUCAAGUAGAAACUUCGUCCCUGCUAGCAUUGGUCAUGCUCGGCAUGAGUCGCAGCUGGCAUGAUCCCGAGAGCGUUGGACAACCUGAGUUCGAAAUACUUGCCAAGCUCGUAUCCUCUUCUGAGAGCUUUCAAACAAACCCGAACUUAGUUGAUAAGCAAAGGAAAAUCUUUUUCCACAACUCUCUUGUUUAUUGGCAGAUGUUGCUUGCAUUUGUCACUGACCGAGAGCCCAGUCUUCCUGGCCUAGUGCCUAGUCAACCGCAACUAGUCCAACCCGAUGGGUCGGAGUUGGCAGAGCCGCGCAUGCCUCAUCCCCAAACUGGGAUUGGAAUCGAAGUUCAGACACUAGUGGCGAAAGUUGGAAACCUCAUUAGAAGAGAAAGGAAACGCAUUCGGAAUCGCCAGUUUGUGUCUCAAGGGGACAUUGACCAAGCCAAAGCAGCUAUUCUUGAUGCUGAGCACCUAUAUUCUGAACUUUGCGCAAUUCAACUGCCGGGAGAGAACGCCGUUAUCGAUUCCGGUGAUGAGAUGACUCCUACUGAUCACCUGUUGAAGGUUGCCGAGGCUUAUAGGUGCACAGGGCUACUACAGCUCUAUCGGAACUUUCCUGAUCUUCUCCCAGCACACGUGUCGUCGGACGCUUUAACAGAUCAGUUCAUCAACUCAAGUGCCUCAGAGAAUACGUGUUCGGGAACGAAUACUGGGUCACAAGAUGCGUAUCUGACAUGCUUGGCCCUCCACAUCCUCGAUCUAGUACAUGACAUACCCGUGUCAUCAAGAAGUCGAUCCAUCCAACCAUUGUUGUUUGUGAGCAUUUGCAGUGAGCUGUCACUUGGCCGUAGUGGUUGCUCGUUUACCACUUUACAAAGAGCACCCGUUGCAAGCAUUGCCAGUAGUCGGCGGUUUAAAGAUCCACUUACAGACCUUGAGAUCUUGCGGUCAAGGAGGUUUGUUAUCUCUCGUCUGUCCUCUUUCCAGAAUAUUCUGGCUGCGAAGCCCAUUGGUCGCAUGUUGCUGUUAGUUAAAGAGACUUGGAAAUGCAUGGAGGAGGGUCAGAACGUAUACUGGAUGGAUGUCAUGAUGGAGAAGGGCUACGAAACUCUUAUGGGCUGA